AUUGUAUUUAUACAAUAAAUUAUAAUCUAGUCAUAAUUAUUCUAUUUAUAGGUAACAUAAGUGUCUACUAUGAUAUAAUAUUACACUAAUUUGUAGUUAUUAUAGGAACAUAUGCAGUAAGAAUCCUCAUAUUGUCUUUCAUCAAGUCUAUACGUUUGGAAAGCUAGGAAUAUUAGGAUUAAGUAGUGGUGUGAUCUGAGUGAAUACUUAUCGACCGACACUUCAUACAAUUUAUAUAUUUAUUAUUGUUAGUUUAUCUAUUUUUAUUGUUAUCAGAAUUUUAUACACUCAAUAAAAAUUAUUUUUUUAUAAUAAUUUAAAUAUCGUAUAUACUGUUAAUUUGUAUACCUGAUAAUGUUCUUAAAUUAAAAUUUGAUAAUAGGUCUAAGGUCAAUUGUGAGUUGAUUUUUGUUUCUAAUACUCAAGGUUACAAGUAACAACACAAUUUUCUGUGUUGUGCGUGGGCCAAUGAGAGUAAAAAAAUAGUACGCUGAAAUCCUCCUAUAAGAAAUACAGUUACCUGUAAUUGAUGAACAGUUACACAUUAAGAUAAGACACGUUAUUAAUAUUGUUAGACGUCCACUGUCUAAUCAUCAUUACCUAUAGUAAUUUCAAUUGGCAUAAUAAUAUGGCAAAUUGAUACACUUUAAAUAUCGCUGAUAACCAACAUUAAUUUGUCCGGCAAAAUAUGUGUUGGAUUUUAGGUUUUGUAGCAUUAUUUCAGUCUUUAGUAGUACGGCAGUCUAGUUAGUUAUUUCUGCAGAAACUGGUGUUAUUCAAUUAAUGUUAUUAUAUACUUACGAUGUCUUAUAGCUUAUGCAUUUGGUUUUUUAUUUCAUAUUAUGAGUGAAAUCGGUGAAACACUUUAUCCUUCGAAUUAAGACUUUAGACUGAAUUUAUUUUGAAGUAUAAAAAAAUUAAUGUUUAUGAAAAUAUACAAGCAAUAUUAUUAUGUCAAUUAUGUAACGGCGAAAAAUGUAUGGUAUCUGGUACACUGAAGUUAUAAUUUCAGAAUAUACGCAUAAAGAUGGUUGUAAAAUGGAUUUUUAUUGCUGUCGUGCUGUACUUAGAUUUGGUACACUGCGUAGCACAGGAGUUGGAAAUAACUAAAGGCGUGAUUAAAGGACAAAUUUUGAAAUCUCGAAAUGGGCGGUCUUAUUAUUCUUAUACCGGAAUACCAUAUGCAAAACCACCAAUCGGAGAACUUAGGUUUAAGGCGCCAGUACCGGUGGAACCAUGGAACGGCAUAUUGGACGCUACGAAAGAAUCAAAUAUAUGUAUUCAACAGGGAAGCACGGACGGUGAGGAAGACUGUUUGUAUUUAAAUGUAUAUUCUCCAAAAACGAAUAAAAAAUCGUUACCAGUCAUGUUUUGGAUUCACGGAGGAGGAUUUACUUGGGGCCACAGUAGGUCUGGUCUAUACGGGCCAGAUUAUCUUAUGGACAAGGAUGUGAUAUUGGUAACAAUACACUAUAGACUUGGUAUAUUCGGAUUUCUGAGCGCCGAAGAUGAUGUGAUACCCGGCAACUACGGAGUAAAAGAUCAAGUAGCCGCAUUACGUUGGGUGCAGGAAAACAUAGUGCAUUUUAACGGUGAUCCUAAUCGAGUGACAAUUUCUGGUGGAAGUUCAGGAGGUGCUAGCACAGGAUAUCAUAUGUUAUCGCCGAUGAGUAAAGGUCUUUUUCAUAAAGCCAUACUUCAAAGUGGUGCACCGGUUUGCAAGUGGGCCGUUUUACCUCCUGGAAUUCCUCGUAAACGCGCCCAUGCAGUGGCAACUAUUUCAGGGUGUAAUUUCGAUACAUCCGAAGACAUAUUGCAAUGUUUAAGACAAGUUCCAGCUCAAUAUUUGAUAGAUCUUCAUACCAAAUUAUUCACUUGGAUUGUUUAUCCUUUCGUUUUAUUCAAUCCUGUGGUUGAGAACUGUAAUACUGGUCAAGAAGCAUUUCUUUGUCAUCAUCCAAUAUAUGACUUUCAUCAAGAGUCGUUCGUACCAGCUAUUGUUGGCUUAAAUUCAGCCGAAGGAGGUUUGUUUGUUGCUGCUAUGUACAACAAUACGUCAUUAAUACAUCCAGAACUUCGUACGGAUUUUAAUCGUUUAAUAUCAAUAAUGAUGAAUUAUAAUUAUUAUACAGAACCUGAAAACAUUGACGAAAUUGGAGAAAAAGUGGUUAAAAAGUAUUUCCCAUCUGGAGGUAUAGAUGAUCAUUCGCAUAUUAACGCUGUUAAAAUGUUCACCGAUUCAUGUUUUACAGAAUGUGUUAUUGAUAUGGCAUAUAAAUUGUCAUCUCCCGUGUAUAGUUAUUUUUAUAACUAUCAAAAUGAAUUUUCUUAUAAUAAAGCGUUUGGCUCAUGUGAGAGACCCUUAGGAGUCACCCAUGGCGAUGAACUAAAUAGUAUUUUCAAAAUGAAUAGCUUAAAUCCAAACGAUUUAAACGAAAAAGAUCUCGAAGUUUCGAAAUUAGUUAUUAAUAUUUGGUAUAAAUUCGUUACAUCUGAUAUUCCUACCAUCGAUGGAUUAGAAAAUGGUUUACCUUGGCCUGAAUUUACAAACACAAACCAAUCGAUGAUCCUAUUCAAUUCAAGUCAUCCCAGUCUUAUUCAAAAUCCAUGUAUGGAUGCCUAUGCAUUUUGGAAAAAACUUACAUAAUUCUAUAAACAAUGCCUGUUUCCGACAAUAAUCAAAACAAUAAAACAAUUGAAUAUUUUAAAAAUCAACCGAUUAGAAAUUUUUUUACAGUACAAUUUUUUUAUGGUGUCUACCUAAUUGGCUAAAUGAAAAAAUUUGGUAUUUUAAUUUAAAGUACAUACAUUGAAUAUGUUUUUAUGUAUUUGUUGAAAAUGUCACGUAAAUCAAUGGAGUAUUUGUGGUUAUUCAAGAAAAUAAUAUUUGAUAUCUUUAAGAAAUUAAUUAAAUAUUUUUUUAUCAAAUUAUAUAAAUAUAUAUUGUCCAUAGGUGUUA
Molecule: messenger RNA, 2959 nt
Organism: Metopolophium dirhodum (rose-grain aphid)
Lineage: Eukaryota; Metazoa; Arthropoda; Insecta; Hemiptera; Aphididae
Product: esterase FE4-like
Exons: 8
Coding region: 1028-2647 (539 amino acids)
Source: RefSeq, a predicted model, not a curated record